CUUCAUCACCAUCACCAUCACCAUCAAUUCAACAAUGCCUCCUGCCUCCUCUGCCUUCCAAGCACGCCAAAAUGGCUUUAGACCGUAUCCAAGUUCAAAUCCAAACCAACCCAUCACUAACGAUGGAGGUAUGAAUGAUAUGGGUGGACUACAAGAACCUUAUACAGGAAGCAAGUCAUUUGUUUCUACUUUCUCGUUCUACUUACUCAAGAUUUUUUUUUUCUCUUUUGUUUACCUUUCAGCUGGAUUGUUCAACAAUCCAGGUCAGGAUGGUGGUCAUAGAUCAAACUUGAACGAACCUGAUCCUUCUGGUGGACUCUUUGAACCCCCUGGAGAUUCGAUCCCAUCUCCUUCUGGUAAUCAUGUGACUUUGAAGCCACAUAUUGAGCGUGUAAUGGAUAUUCUCAACCUCGAGGAUCACCUUCGUGAGAUGGUGAACGAGGUUAUCAGUUGUACUCAGCCUGAAGACUAUUUUGGUGUGACCAUUGCCAUGAUGGGUCGACUAGAACAAGAAUUCAAUAAACAGGCAGAAAUAAAAGCAGAUAACGCUGAUGCUAACUGGAUUGCUGUAGAUCGUUUCAAGGUAUUGUGUCUUAUCUCUCUCUAUAUGAAUUGAUCCUUGUCCUAAUUGAUGCAUAUACCUCAACUAUUCUUUUCCAAUCAAUGUGUAGGACUACGCUCGUAAAUCCUGCUCUCAAUUGUUCAUUGAUCCCACUUUAGAGUCAUUU
Molecule: messenger RNA, 728 nt
Organism: Melampsora larici-populina 98AG31
Lineage: Eukaryota; Fungi; Basidiomycota; Pucciniomycetes; Pucciniales; Melampsoraceae
Exons: 3
Coding region: 35-616 (193 amino acids)
Source: RefSeq, a predicted model, not a curated record